This is a messenger RNA of Lytechinus variegatus (green sea urchin), 3429 nucleotides long. RefSeq names its product peptide methionine sulfoxide reductase-like. Gene Ontology annotation, molecular function: peptide-methionine (S)-S-oxide reductase activity. The record is from RefSeq and is a predicted model, not a curated record. NCBI's taxonomy places the organism in Eukaryota, Metazoa, Echinodermata, Echinoidea, Temnopleuroida, Toxopneustidae. The annotation marks the transcript as partial. The transcript is spliced from 3 exons.
UUUUGGUUCCCCGAGGCACAGUUUGGCUGUGCCCCGGGGGUGGUCCGUACCAAGGUCGGGUACACGGGCGGAAGCAAGAAGUUUCCCACCUACUACAGCCUUGGGGACCAUACAGAAACCGUGCAGAUUGAGUUUGACCGAACCAAAACCAGCUACGAGAAGUUGCUGAGGAAGUUCUGGGCGAACCAUGACAGCACAACUUGCCACAAGAACCAGUACAUGUCAGCUAUAUUCUACCAUGGCGAGAAGCAGAAGGAAGUCGCUGAGAGCACCAGGGAUGAACAUCAAAAGACUGUCAAGAGACAGAUCCAGACAAAGAUCAAGCCAGCAGAGACAUUCUAUGAUGCAGAAGACUACCACCAGAAGUACAUGCUCCGUCAGCAUCGCAGCCUGUUCCAGAGCCUCAUCUUCAAGCCCAACGAGGAGGUCUCCUCCCACACUGCAGCACGCCUUAACGGAUACCUCGGCGGCUUCGGCAAGCUCAAGGAUUUUGAGGCCGAGCUGGAGUCCCUGGGUCUUUCCGAUGAACAGGAGCAGUAUGUCCGUGCUAAAGUCAAAGGUGGUGGCCUCAAUUAGAACCGAGGACCUUCUAGUAAGGCUCCUACAUGGAAUGGACUUUGAUACAUUGGUGUCCCACGUAUCAUGUUCACCACCUUAGGAUGAAGGAAGAAAGACAUAGCUUCUUUUUUUUGGUGAUAUUAAUCAAAUAUGGUGUGAUUUAUAUAUAUUUGUCAGAGUUUCCUUACUGAUUUGUCAAUACGAUUUGAUAAUUUCCAAUGAUCUUGAAGUUAUACAUGCAAUUGUUUCAUUUAGGGCUAGAAAAAGAAUGUCAAUAUUGGUGCAUCAAUUCAAUAUCCCUAGGGCUUGAUUCUUUCAUGUAUGCUCUGAUGAAUCUAAAAUCCAAUGGGGUUUCCCAAUCAUUUAUUUUCAUAUGAAUUUUUUUAAGUACCAUCAUGCCAGCAACAAAAUAUGCCGACAGUUUUGAUUUGAUAUAUGCAUGCAUAUCAUUUUCACUGUAUCUACUUCCUGGUUUCCCCAAGAGUUAUAUGUACCAUUAUGCACUGAAUAUGUGUGUCGGAUGAUUUGUGAGUUGUGUCCUUGCCAAGUUUAUUCCCAUAUUUCUCUUGUGUUUGGUUACAAGGGCUACACCAUCCUGAAAUGAAUAUGGCUUUAGUUACUAGUAAACAUAAAAAGUUUCAUCCUAAAUGGAUGAAAUGAUGAACUUACCGCAGUUUUGAGUUACAAAGUGCGUUAUUCAGGUGAAACAGCUGUUUGCUUGUCAUUAUAUACCAUAUGAAACGAGUCAGCUGAUGAUAUCAUCUGCUUACCAAUUGUUUUAUGUUUUUCCGUGAAAUCAAAAUUACUACCAUCAGAGAAACAAAAUAAUUGCAAUUAUUUCUCAAGAAUUUCUAUUACUGAAUUGGCCCCUUAUUCUGUAUGUAAGGUAAUCAUUUGUAAAAUACUUGUGGAAUAUUUUCUACAUGUACGAAAAAAGGAAAUUAUUAAGAGGUUUACUGCAGUAAAAUGAAUAAAAUACAAGUAUACCAUAUGCAAAUGUGAAUGAAAUUGCAUCAAUAAAGAGACUAUAUGAAUUGUUGCCAAUCUACAGAGUUUAUUGUCUGAGUACAAAUCAGUAUACUGUUCUUGCACUCAAAUUAUACUUCAGUCUGUAGUUCGAAUUUUCUUUAUUCUUGUAUCGAUAAUUGAGAUCUAUGGACUUGUUAGGACGUGUUUAAUGAGAGGAAAACAGAAAGUUUCAAAAAACUGAAAGGAAGCUGAAACCACAUAAAGCAUUGAGAGGGUCAUGACUUUGAUAUGUAUGAUAUUCAUGUUUCCUUAUUUAAGGCCAAUAACCUGUGUUAAAACCACUUCUGAAACUGCUUUCAACUGAACUAGAAUGUCAACUUCAUUCAUGAUCAAAAGUUUCAUCAGUUGCGCAAUAUAUUAUUUAAUAUUAUCAAGUGUUUUAUAUAUAUAUACACAUACACACAUGCAUACAUACAUAAUUCUUCCUGAACUCACUAUCUUUUUAUCUUUAGUCACUAACGAAUAUGGUCUGGUUUCUGGAUAUCUAGCUUGGAAAUAUCUUAUAGUUGCUCUGCAGUUUGUUUCAAAGAAGUUUUGUCUAUAAAAAAGUGCUUACCCACAAAUGCUCCUUUAGAAAUACCUUUUAGGUGCUGACCAACACCGCUUCCCUCAAGGAAAAAAAAUGUUUCUUGAAAACAUAUUAUAUACAUGUAGGCCACCUUUAUUGAAACAAAACAGCAUGUAAAGUUGUAACAAUCUCAAAUAAAGCCACCCUAAGUAAAGUAACGAGUUGAGUUGGCACCCUCCCUUGACCCUCCUGGGCACCAAUAAUCUCAAAAACAUUUUUAAAGGCCAUUAAUCCUCUGUAUGGCAAAUCUUUUUUUUGGGGGGGGGGUUCACAGAUUUUACUUAUUUUUAUUGAAUUGGAUUGAAUAUUGUCAUUCAACCACAGAACAUGGGGAAAAACACCAAAUUCAUCACCUGAUAAUCUUUUGUGGAAACCCUGAACAUAUUUCAAUUGAAAUUAGAAUUGAUGUUGUAUUUUGCAACAACUAUAAUUAAGGUGAUAUUUAUUUCGCUUGUAAUUUUCUCGUUAAUAUCAAUUAGGAAACAAGGGUUCUAAAGAACUUUGUGUAAAAUUCUGAGGAAGAGAAGAGAAAUAUUUUUGGGUACCGUAGUUACUUUUUAAACAGUUAUGAGUAAAACAAACGAAAGGGAACUUGUGAUGUUAAUUAAAGGAGUUGGUAUUGGUUUCAUCACAUUGGCAGCCAUCUUGACAGAAAUGGAUGCAAUUGAAGAUUUUAAUCAUGUGAUUGAUUUUUAGGACAAAUUUUUGGAAUUGUUGGAAAUGUAGGUAUGGUCUUUUACUUUCCUUUGUCUUGAGUAUCAGAUUCUGGUUCGAACAUGUUUAUAAAACUGUGGAUAACCCGUUCUUCUAGCACAAAUGCUUCAUAGGUGACCUAAUCAUCUAUUUAUAUAUAUUUCAGGGGAUUUUCAUGACAUCACCCAUAUCUUGUACUAUGACCUCUUCUAUAUCAGAGACUCAUCGUUAUUAUAGCAGGUUUAUAAAUGGUGGAUUUCAAUGUUAUUGAUGUAUAUGAACCGUGAGGCUAAUAGACUCGCUGUGGUAUGACAUGUUGAAUAGCGCAGUAGGGGAAUCCCAGAACAUUAUGACGUGGCUUGGCAAACUCGGUUAUUGAUCGAAGCCGACUCACCGAUGACGACUUGUCUGGAUUUCUAUCUACUUUAUUCAGCUGGACAUUCCGUACACCUUGUCUUUAAGCCAAUAGAUUCUUUUAUGAGAGAUGUUGUGGGACUUUAUAUUGAAUAAUUCUAUUGCACAAUAAUUUUUAUGUACAUGUAGUAAUAAAAUUUGGUUCCGCAGCUUGUUUAUUUUCACUA